UGAAACAUUCAAUUGAUCCAAACUCCAAUUAUGGGCAUCAACAACAACAUAAACGAUUUAGAGUUACACGACUUGAUUGGCGACUCAAACUUCGACCAGUUCAUCGAUCUAAUUCGUGGCGAAAAUGAUGACCCUCUUGUGAGUUUCGGCUGUGACGACCUCAUCAACGGCUCUAAUAAUUUCGUCCACAACAAUAUUGAUCGUCACUUCCUCGGUGGUACUGAUCAUCCUUUAAACGAUGAUAACAAUCAUGUCUUUGGAUUCAACGCCUCUCCGUUGGUGUCGUCGGAACCCAAUUCAUUGUCGUUUAUUGAUAUAUUAGAAAUAAUGCCGGAAUAUUUUGAGGGGAAGAUCAUGAACAAUGUGGAUAUGGUUGGUAAUGGUGAUGAUGAUGACGACGAUGAAGAAAAUGAUGGCAACGAUUCCUCUGGAACCACAACCACAACAACGCCAACGCCAAAGCCUAACCCAAACCCAAAUGCGUCGUCGAAAAGGCCAAAAGUUGACCGGUCCAGAACUUUGAUCUCCGAGCGGAGGAGACGAAGUAGGAUGAAGGAAAAGCUCUACGCUCUCCGCUCCUUGGUUCCUAACAUUACUAAGAUGGAUAAGGCAUCCAUAGUUGGAGAUGCGGUACUUUAUGUACAGGAUCUACAAACGAAAUCCAAGAAGCUAAAAGCUGAGAUUGCAAGUCUUGAAGCUUCUUUAGCGGAAGUAGAAAGAGAUCAAGGAUCAACAAUAAUAGAGAACUCAAAGAAGAUUAAAGAUGACAAAGCCAACGAUUCCCAUCCCAUUCCCAAGAUGAAGAUAAUAACUCAGAUGGAUAUGUUUCAAGUUGAAGAGAGAGGAUUCUAUGUAAAAGUAGUGUGCAAUAAGGGAGAAAGGGCAGGCAUAUCACUUUACAAAGCUCUUGAAUCGCUUACCAACUUUAAUAUUCAGAGCUCCAACUUGGCCACUGUUUCAGAUACUUUUGUGCUCACUUUUACUUUGAACGUACUUAAAGAGUGUAGUGAUCAGCGGGAACCCAUCAAUUUGCCAAAUUUGAAGCUUUGGGUUACAGGAGCUUUUAUUAACCAAGGAUUUGAACUCAAGACAGCCUUCUAGCUAGAUCUGCUUUAAAUAUGUACCUAUAUAUAAUAUUUUUAUAUAUAUUUACUCUCAUCGUCUCUCUAUUAGUUAUCUAAUAAUAUCUGUGUCAUUUUCUUCAAAAAAAAAAAAAAAAACUUUUACGUUCUAGUACUAUAUAUUAUAAAUAAAAGCAGAGAUCAAUUACUACUUUUAAGCUGAUUUUUUUAAUGUUUAAGUUUAAACCUAACAAAUUUCAUGGACCAAAAUUCCUCUGCACU
This is a messenger RNA of Humulus lupulus (European hop), 1343 nucleotides long. Its product is annotated as transcription factor FER-LIKE IRON DEFICIENCY-INDUCED TRANSCRIPTION FACTOR-like. The coding region runs from base 31 to 1101 and encodes 356 amino acids. Gene Ontology annotation, molecular function: sequence-specific DNA binding; protein dimerization activity; DNA-binding transcription factor activity. NCBI's taxonomy places the organism in Eukaryota, Viridiplantae, Streptophyta, Magnoliopsida, Rosales, Cannabaceae. The transcript has 4 exons. The record is from RefSeq and is a predicted model, not a curated record. Gene Ontology annotation, cellular component: nucleus. Gene Ontology annotation, biological process: regulation of DNA-templated transcription.